Messenger RNA from Salvia splendens (bonfire salvia), 1297 nucleotides. RefSeq names its product galactomannan galactosyltransferase 1. Bases 1 to 1257 code for a protein of 418 amino acids. NCBI's taxonomy places the organism in Eukaryota, Viridiplantae, Streptophyta, Magnoliopsida, Lamiales, Lamiaceae. The transcript has a single exon. Gene Ontology annotation, molecular function: galactosyltransferase activity. Gene Ontology annotation, cellular component: endosome; trans-Golgi network; membrane. The record is from RefSeq and is a predicted model, not a curated record.
AUGGUGUCGCCGGACCACUCCCACUUCACAAUAGCGUCCACGUUCCGUCUUGGCGGCGCCGCUCUUGUGGCGUUCAUGUUCAUCUGGACCAUCUGCUCUUCCUUCAAUGCCACUCCCAUCCCCCCCACCACCACCACCCCCACUUUCACCGCCUCCUUCAGCCACUACGACUCCCCGGAGCGCAACUUCUACGACGACCCGAAGCUGAGCUACAGCCUCGGGUCGUCGCAUCCGAUGAAGGGGUGGGACGAAAAGAGGCAAGAGUGGCUGAAGCAGCACCCCUCAUUCGCCUCUGGAGCCCUGACCCGGAUCGUGAUGGUGACCGGGUCGCAGCCGGGGCCGUGCAAGAGCCCAAUCGGAGACCACCUCCUCCUGAAGCUGUUCAAGAACAAGGUGGACUACUGCCGCCACCACGGCAUCGACAUCUUCUACAACAACGCCCUCCUCCACCCGCAAAUGUUCUUCUUCUGGGCCAAGAGCGCCGCGGUCCGCGCCACCAUGCUGGCCCACCCGGAGGCCGAGUGGAUCUGGUGGGUCGACUCCGACGCCGCCUUCACCGACAUGGACUUCGUCCUGCCCCUCCGCCGCUACGACCACCACAACAUGGUCGUCUACGGCUGGGACAACGUCGUCCGGGAGAAGCACACGUGGACUGGGAUCAACGCAGGAGUAUUCCUCCUGCGCAACUCCCAGUGGGCCCUGGACUUCCUCGAAGUGUGGGCCAGCAUGGGCCCACAGUCUCCGGACUACGAGAAAUGGGGCAAAACCCAAAAUGCAUUUUUCAAGGACAAGAGGUACUCAGUGUCUGAUGACCAGUCUGGCCUCAUCUACUUGUAUCUAAACGAGAAGUGGGGGGAAAAGAUCUACGUGGAGGAAGAGUACUAUUUCCAAGGGUACUGGGCCGUGACUGUUCCGACUUUUGAGAACGUUACGGCCAGGUACACGGAGAUCGAGAGGAGUGUGGCGGCGCUGAGGCGGAGACACGCGGAGAAGGUGAGCGAGGGGUACGCUAGGGUGUGGGACGAGCAGCUUAAGGGGAAGGGGAGCUUGCGGAGGCCGUUCGUCACGCACUUCACCGGAUGCCAGCCAUGUAGUGGGGACAACAACCCGAUAUAUUCUAGCAAGAGUUGCGUUGAUGACUUGAUCAAAGCGCUCACUUUUGCAGAUAAUCAAGUGCUCAGAAAUUAUGGAUACAUGCACCGAGACAUAAAUGAUCCUUCCAUAGUCAAUCCACUUCCCUUUAAUUAUCCUGCUUGAUUAUGUACCUUUUCCUCUCCAAUUUUUCACUAUGUAAUGU